AUGGACGAAGAGUACGAUGUCAUUGUUCUAGGAACAGGUCUAACAGAAUGUAUCCUCUCAGGAAUACUUUCGAUUGAGGGAAAAAAGGUUUUGCACAUUGACCGUCAAGACUAUUACGGCGGUGAAAGUGCGUCAUUAAACUUGACACAAUUGUACAAGAAAUUCAAGCCAAAGAAGGAAUAUGAAGACCAGUUCGGCAAAGACAGAGACUGGUGUGUGGACUUGAUUCCUAAAUUUUUGAUGUCGAAUGGAGAGUUGACAAACAUAUUGGUCCAUACCGACGUUACAAGAUAUAUGGAGUUCAAGCAGAUCUCAGGCUCCUUUGUCUACAGAAGUGGCAAAAUCGCAAAAGUUCCCUCCACUCAAAUGGAGGCAAUCUCCUCUCCGUUAAUGGGGUUCUUCGAGAAGAGAAGAAUGAAAAACUUUUUGGAAUUUAUCGCCAACUACAAAGAAGAUGAGCCUUCCACUCAUCAUGGUUUUAACUUGGAUAAAAACACGAUGGACGAAAUCUACUACAAAUACGGCUUGGAGAGAGGUACUAAAGAUUUUAUUGGUCACGCAAUGGCCCUACAUCCCAACGAUGACUACUUGUCUCAGCCAGCAAGAGACACAUAUGACAGAAUUAUGUUAUACGUUACCUCAGUGGCAAGAUACGGGAAGUCGCCAUAUAUCUAUCCAUUAUACGGUCUUGGUGAAUUGCCCCAAGGUUUUGCUAGACUCUCCGCUAUUUAUGGUGGUACCUUCAUGUUGGAUACUCCCAUAGACGAAGUCAUAACCGACGAUGACGGAAAAUUCAAAGGAGUUAAGACCAAAGAGGGUACAGCCAAAGCCCCAAUUGUCAUCUCCGACCCAACCUAUUUCCCCGAAAAGGUCAGAUCCACUGGUCAAAAAAUUAUAAGAGCAAUGUGCAUCUUGGACCAUCCAAUCCCAAAUACAAACGAUGCCGACUCUGCCCAGAUCAUCAUUCCUCAGAACCAAGUCAACCGGAAGAACGAUAUAUACAUAGCUGUCUUGUCUAGUGCCCAUAAUGUCUGUUCUAAAGGUCAUUACUUAGCAAUUAUCUCUACAAUCAUUGAAACCGAUAAGCCACACUUGGAAUUAGAAGCUGCUUUCAAAAUUAUUGGCCAAACAAAAGAUGUUUUGAUGGGUAUUGCAGAAGUCUAUGAGCCAUUGGAAGACGGUAAGAAAGAUAAUUUUUUCAUUUCGAAAUCAUAUGAUCCAUCAUCUCAUUUUGAGACCACAACAGAUGAUGUCAAGGAUAUUUAUAAACGGAUCACAGGACAUGAUUUGGUUUUGAAACAAAGAAAGACUGCUGAUGAGGAAGCAGAACUUGCUGGUCUAGAUUGA
This is a messenger RNA of Pichia membranifaciens NRRL Y-2026, 1347 nucleotides long. RefSeq lists its product as hypothetical. The record is from RefSeq and is a predicted model, not a curated record. The transcript has a single exon. The coding region runs from base 1 to 1347 and encodes 448 amino acids. Gene Ontology annotation, biological process: vesicle-mediated transport; protein transport; small GTPase-mediated signal transduction. NCBI's taxonomy places the organism in Eukaryota, Fungi, Ascomycota, Pichiomycetes, Pichiales, Pichiaceae. Gene Ontology annotation, molecular function: Rab GDP-dissociation inhibitor activity. Gene Ontology annotation, cellular component: cytoplasm.